AUGGAUGCGCUCGCGCCCACCCACCGCAUCCGACGCCUUCUCCUCCCCACCGCGGCCGCCGCCGCCGCCGGCUACGGCCUCUACCUCCUCUACCACCACCACCGCCGCCGCGUCGCCGCGGUGCUCUCCCUCGCCGACGCGCUCUCCCAGGUCGGCACCGACCUCGCCGACUUCCUCCGCUCCGACUCCGACGAGGUCCCGCAGAGCCUCCUCCAGCUGUCCAAGCUCGCCGCCUCCGACCGCGUCUCCUCCGCCGCCUCCACCCUCUCCGAGUCCGUCGCCUCCGGGCUCCUCCGCGCGCUCUCCUCCCACCGAGAUCCUUCCUCCCCGCCGCUACAAGACCGGAUCUUGGACCGCCUCCUCUCCCCCGCCGGCACCGGGUUCGCCUCCGCUGUCCUCGGGAGCUUCGCCAGGAAUCUCGUGCUCUCCUGCCGCGAUCCCGGGGAGGCUAAGCCCAAGCCCCAGGCCCACCGUGGCGAGCCCGAGUGGCUGGCCGCGCUGUGCAGCGACAGGGGCAAGGAGGCUGCCGCGGAGCUCGUCCGGGUGUUCGUCAGCACCGCCGUCGCCACCUACCUCAACCGCCCCGUCGCCGUCCGCACCUGCACCUCUGACCAGGUGCUCGUCGCCAACCCAAAGCAGGAGGCCAUGCUCAAGGACCUGCUCGUGUCCAUGUGCAACGGCGCCGUCGAGACCUUCGUCAGGACAUGGAGGGAGGCCUCCAAUUCUCAAGCCGAGGUCACCGUGGUGCGCGAGGUGCGCGAUCCAGGCCAUGGCUGUGUGAUGGAGAGGGUCUCGAGCACGCUGGCCGUGCCCAACAACCGGAGGCUCGUGCUGGAUGUGACUGGCAGGGUCACGGCAGAGACAGUCCGGUCGCUCCUCGAGUUCUCCACCCAGCGCGUGUCUGCCGGGGCGCGGAAGAGCAUUGUCGUCGCCCGGAAUGAGGUCGCCGAGAGGGGCCUCGUCGCCGUCAAGUACCUCAGCGCCAAGUCUAUGGCCAUCUACACCUUGUGCCUCGCCAUGUGCAUGCACAUUUCGGUCGGAAUGAGGUUCAUGUUGCCGGCCUAGGCCAGCUUGGUAACAGAGUUAAGUAUGCAGAUUGCAAAUCAGUUGAUCUUUUCCUACACUAGCCUUUUUGUGUGCUAUUGACAAGCAUUGGGGAGUAGAAAUCAGGGGGUUUGUUGUAGCUGUUGGUUUGUUGUUUGUGAUUGUCUGAUUUGGGGUUUAUAUGCGGCAAUUUUAGUGCAGGGUUUGAUCCGGAUUGUGAUCGUUUCUCCUUGUAGUUUUCACCA
This is a messenger RNA of Lolium rigidum, 1289 nucleotides long. Its product is annotated as protein PHLOEM PROTEIN 2-LIKE A10-like. The record is from RefSeq and is a predicted model, not a curated record. Lineage: Eukaryota; Viridiplantae; Streptophyta; Magnoliopsida; Poales; Poaceae. The transcript has a single exon. The coding region runs from base 1 to 1065 and encodes 354 amino acids.